Molecule: messenger RNA, 448 nt
Organism: Xyrauchen texanus (razorback sucker)
Lineage: Eukaryota; Metazoa; Chordata; Actinopteri; Cypriniformes; Catostomidae
Gene: sem1
Product: SEM1 26S proteasome subunit
Exons: 3
Coding region: 69-281 (70 amino acids)
Biological process (GO): double-strand break repair via homologous recombination; mRNA export from nucleus; proteasome assembly
Cellular component (GO): proteasome regulatory particle, lid subcomplex; proteasome complex
Source: RefSeq, a predicted model, not a curated record
UGCGCAUAACACAUACAGUGAUUACGUCGAACGUCCGUCCAUGAGAAACUGUUGAACGGUAGCGAGACAUGUCAGAGAAGAAACAAACUGUAGAUUUGGGGUUGUUGGAGGAGGAUGACGAAUUUGAAGAAUUCCCUGCUGAGGACUGGACAGGCCUGGAUGAAGAUGAGGAUGCACAUGUUUGGGAGGAUAACUGGGAUGAUGACAACGUAGAGGAUGACUUUUCUAAUCAGCUCAGAGCGGAGCUUGAAAAACAUGGAUACAAGAUGGAAACCUCCUAACUGUUGGAUUAUUUCAGCUGAAAAUCAUGUUUUCUUGUCUAAUUAUUUCUGUAAGAAACUCAACGUCAUAAAACUGAUCAGUUGGAUCUGCUAUCAAUGUGUUUAUUUUUAGCUUUCCUACCUUAUAUACCACUCAUGUGUUAAUUGUUAUAAUAAAGAGAUGCUUU